AUGGGGGCCGAUAGCGGGAGAGCAAGCGAUACACAACGACACCCGCAGCAGGUGGGUUCGGCGGGGUUCUCGCCCCAAUCCGCGGCGGCGAUAGCGACCUAUCCGACGGGAGCAGCGGCGGCGGCGGCGGCGGCGACAUCCACGGCCGGGAGCGGGGGGGGAGAAGAGGGCGAGAGCUCUUGUCCUCUCUCUCGAAAUAGUGUCGGCCAGCAGCAGCAGGUGCCAGGGUACUCCGCAGCAGCAACCGCAGCGGCGGUGAUGAUCUUCUCCGGAGAAGAGGUGAUGCUCGACAGCGGGGGGGGCAGCAGCGGCGGUUGCGACUACAUCCCGGCGCCAGCAGUAGCGGCGGCCGCAGCAGCAGCCGCAGCGGAUGUCGGCCUCGCCACGCCAGCACUACCCAGCGGUGGCGGCGGCGGCGGCGGCGGGGCCGGAGGUGAAGUCUACUUCUCCGCGGCCGGGCCGUUGGUAGUGGACGAGCAUUCUUCGGCGGCGGCAGCGGCGGCGGCGGUGGCGGCGUACACCGGCGGGAUGCUGGCGAAGGGGGGAGGCGGCGGGUACGCGGGACCUUCGCACGAGGAGGUGCAGCAGCAACAGCAGCAGCAGCAGCAGACUCUGCCGCUAUCGCCCCCGCUGGCGCCGCUUGAUAAGGACAGGUUCAAAGCCGAGGCGAUGGAGCUGGAGUCGGCGUUUCGCUCUCGGGACUCCGGGGUGCACGGCAGGACCGACGAGGGGGAUGCGUCCGGACGGCAGCUCGCCUCCGCUAGGCGGUUGAGAUCCCUGCUGUCCUCCAACAGGGAGGACCUCAUUCGAGAGGCUCUGGAGCGAGAUUGGGUGCCGCUGCUCAUGGGGUGGCUCGGAGCUGACACGCGUCCGGCGGUGCAGGUGGAACCACCGCUCUGGGCCGUGGCCAACACCUUCUCCUUUAAUACCCCCUUCGCUCCCUCUUCCGUACGCUUUGCCCGCGUGUAUAGGUAG
Ectocarpus siliculosus is the source of this 975-nucleotide messenger RNA. Lineage: Eukaryota; Phaeophyceae; Ectocarpales; Ectocarpaceae. The record is from the annotation of a GenBank genome assembly.